Colletotrichum gloeosporioides is the source of this 339-nucleotide messenger RNA. RefSeq lists its product as uncharacterized. Lineage: Eukaryota; Fungi; Ascomycota; Sordariomycetes; Glomerellales; Glomerellaceae. The transcript has 2 exons. The coding region runs from base 1 to 339 and encodes 112 amino acids. The record is from RefSeq and is a predicted model, not a curated record.
AUGGGAUUACAAAACAGGAUUUUACGAUGGCGGUCUGUACUACUUGUAACAGAACGGAUUGACGGGAGACAUUUGGGUGGGAGGGGAAGCUCAAGCAUCUUCGGCACCGUCUGGUCUGAUAACACGUUAGUUGCCGGUCAGGCUAUGGAGGACCUGAUGAGGUUUCUGACAAAGGAUUUUCUCAAGGGGCGGUCCGAAGGAGAAGAACCCGAGAUUCGGGGGAUGUGGACCGGGCUUCAAUGCCAUACAUCGGAUGGGCUGCGCUCGAUCGGAAACAUCCCUGAAUCGGCUUCAGUCAUGAGUGCAAAGGCUUUGGUAAAGGUUUCCCGCGAGUGCUAA